Molecule: messenger RNA, 1577 nt
Organism: Helicoverpa armigera (cotton bollworm)
Lineage: Eukaryota; Metazoa; Arthropoda; Insecta; Lepidoptera; Noctuidae
Product: cytochrome b5-related protein
Exons: 5
Coding region: 94-1455 (453 amino acids)
Biological process (GO): lipid metabolic process
Molecular function (GO): heme binding
Source: RefSeq, a predicted model, not a curated record
CCGGCCCAGCCAUUUAAACUGUUUCCAAUGUUUGGACAGUGCGCAUGUUGAGUGAUAACAACGUCAAUUAGUAGUGAAUUACGAGAAAACAAGAUGGCGCCCAAAGACACGAGUUAUAUAGAGUGGGCACAUCAAACAGCAGCUGAGAAAAAAACUCACGUUAGUUUCCCGCAAUUGAAGUACCCUUCGUUGAGAGAUGGCGGAUUCCGGGAUCCCGUACAAUGGUUAGAAGGAAAGGCCAUGGACGAUGGAGCAGAAGGUUUAUGGAGAGUACGUGAUGGGCUUUUUGAUUUCAACGACUUUCUAGAUAAGCAUCCCGGCGGCUCCGAGUGGCUUGAGCUAUCUAAGGGAACAGACAUAACAGAGGCUUUUGAGACUCAUCACUUGAACCCAGUCGUAGAAAAAAUGUUAGAAAAGUAUUAUGUGAGAGACGCUAAGACUCCCAGGAAUUCUCCUUUCACUUUUGAGGAGGACGGAUUUUACAAAACAUUGAAACGUGCUGUGAGGAAAGAAAUAGAGAAAAUUCCAGCAAGUGAGCGAAGGAAGCCAAAUUAUAUUAUUGACGGUCUUUUUGCAACGACAUUGAUAUCGUCUGUUAUAUCAUGUUGGGCUGCCAACUAUUGGGUUGUGAUGAUUUCCUACUUGGUGGCGUCUCUAAGCCUUGCAUGGACUUGCAUUGCGUCACAUAGUUACAUCCAUAUAAGAUCAAAUUGGAGGAUGUAUCUUUUUAAUUUAACCUUAUGGUCUUACAGAGACUUCAGAGUAUCCCAUGCACUUUCUCACCAUCUUUAUCCGAACACUCUUAUGGAUCUAGAAGUGAGUGCUUUCGAACCAAUAGUGUUCUGGAAUCCAAGGAAGAAGCCUAUAUACUCGUAUCUUACCAUCGUAAUCGAAUGUAUUUUCUUCCCAUUCUCGACGACUUUGAAUUUCUUGAAAAGAUUCGUCAGUAAUUUCAUCCGUAAAGACUUCUUCAAACGCCACUACAGAUGGCACGACGGUGUUGGCUUUCUUCUCCCCAUUUUUAUGUACAUCGUCAGUGGUUCCACCUUCUACCAUGCCGUCACCUCUUGGAUGUGGAUCGUUUGUACUGGCAGCUUCAUCUUCAUGAGUAUUGGGUCCAACGCUGCUCAUCACCAUCCUAAGAUCUUCAAAGAUGGCGACCAACUCAGGGAGAAAACUGUCGAUUGGGGCAUGCAUGAGCUCGAAGCUGUGAUGGAUCGUAAGGACAUCAAUGGAAGCCUCUUCACUUCAAUGACCUUCUUUGGCGACCAUGCACUGCAUCAUCUCUUCCCGACGUUAGAUCAAGUUGUCUUAAGAAAUCUGUAUCCAGUUUUCUUAGAGCAUUGUAAAAAGUUUAGAGCUAAUUUCAGAUUGACGUCGUCAUUCGAUCUUUUUAUUGGACAAAUGCAAAUGGCUGUUAAAGAAAAUCCUACUUUGCUGGAUGAGAAUCAGUAAAACCAUGUAAAAAUGUUAUUAUUAUUUUUACUUAAUUCUGAGUGUAAUAUUAUGGUGCAGCAAAACUUGGAUUGUUACUCUCAGGUAAAAUUAUAUUAUUUUAAUAAAUAAGUUAUGAUAUA